AUGCCUGGGGUGGUUGACGUGCAAGGAGCUCCGCCGCCCUCGGGGCUUGGCUACUCAGUCAGCCAUCAGAAGGUCGAGCUCGAUAUCGACUUCACCAGCCGGAGCAUAAAGGGGAAAACAGAAAUCACCAUACACCCGGACUACAAGGACCUGAAGCUUGUCCGCUUGAAUUUCCGGCAGGGUCAGCUGAAGCGCAUCACCGUGGGCGGGAAGACUGCCACGUCGAAAUACGUCGACCCUUACGAGGCACUGCAGCUCUACGGUGUUCAGUACCACCGCAAGCUCUCCACGAAGCUUGAUGCCCUGUCGAAAACACCCCCCGAGCCAGAGCUGGUGAUCACAAUUCCGAAGUCUGUUCGCAUAGAGGAGCUAGACCCCUUUUCGGUUGAGGCGCAGACACAGCUAUCAUUAAGGGCCACUUCAGGCGGCGCCAACGGGACUGGUGGUGCGGACGAUACUGUGGAUGGAAAUCGUGCCGCCGAAGCUUCUCUUCCGAGGUUUACAGCAAUAACAAUACUCAUCGAAUUUACAAUCGAAAAGCCAAGGGAUGGGAUCCAGUUUGUUGGUCUCGAGAGCCGUGAUUUGCGAUACCCCCAUGCAUUCACUACCAACUCUUCUGAUACGGGAGAGUUCUGUUGCUUGUUUCCAUGCGUGGAUGACAUGUCUUCCCGGUGCACAUGGGAUAUAUCGAUUAGAUGCCCACGGACUCUAGGGGAUGUGUUUUCCAAGUCGCCCGAUAAUGGCGUCGUUAAUGGAACCAGCAGCCGAACAAAUAGCUCGAGGAAGACUGGACUUUCUGCCGAGGAUGCAGCGUUGGAUAUUGUUGUUGCAUGCUCAGGAGAUUUGACAGAUGAUAUACUCGACCCCAAGGACCAAACCAAAAAGACCGUAUCUUUCUCCUGUAAUACACCACUUUCCGCUCCGCAGAUUGGAUUUGCACUUGGACCGUUUGAAUAUGUCAAUUUGUCCCAGUUCCGUGAAAGUGAUGAAGAUGACCAGCUUGGCGCCAAUGCAGUUCCCGUCCACGCUUUCUGUCUCCCUGGAAGGGCAGACGAAGUGAGAAACACAUGUUUGCCGAUGGCAAAAGCAGUUGACUUUAUAUCUCUGACUUACGGUUCAUACCCCUUUGCUAGUUUUAAGCUGUGCUUUGUUGACGACCUCCGAGCGGACACACUACCCGCUGCAGGCUUCACCCUAUGUAGUGAUCGAAUACUCUUCCCAGAGAACAUCAUUGACAUGAUGUACGAUUCGACAAGAUGCAUAGUCCAUUCAUUAGCAUACCAGUGGGUUGGAAUCAACAUCAUUCCAAAGGAUCCUACCGACACCUGGGUGAUCACAGGUAUAUCCUACUACAUCACGGACACAUUUAUGAAAAAAAUCGGCGGAAACAAUGAGUACCGGUACCGACAGAAACUGCUAGCGGAUCGAGUGGUUGAAUUGGAUGUUUUGCGCCCAUCACUCUGGGAUAUGGGAGCCAUCCUCAAAAUCGACCCCUCCGAAAUGGAGUUUAUCUCUUUAAAAGCGCCACUUGUCUUAUACAUCCUUGAACGCCGAUUAUCCAAGGCAAGCGGCAAGGCUACUGUCUCUCGUAUCAUUUCUCGAAUCUUCUUAAAUGCACGAAUGGGUGACCUUCCAAACUGCGAACUCACGUCAGCGCAUUUUCAAAAACUUUGUGAACGCAUGGGCCACACGAAGUUAGAUGCCUUCUUCAGCCAAUGGGUUUAUGGUGCUGGCUGCCCGCGAUUUACUGCUAGCCAAAGAUUCAACAAGAAGAAGCUUGUAGUUGAGAUGAUGAUUUCUCAGGUCCAGAGUGAACAGGCAACUGCCCGUGACCUCGAACGAUCUACUUUUAUGAGAGACGUAAAGGAAGAGAUACGCAAUGUCUAUGCUGGAACAGUACAAAAUGUGUUUACGGGCUCAAUGACCAUACAAAUUCACGAAGCAGAUGGGACCCCUUACGAGCAUAUAGUUGAAAUCAAGGAGGCCAUCACGAAGUUUGAUAUCCCUUACAACACGAAAUAUAAACGUCUCAAGCGGAAUAGACGACAAAAGGAACGAGCUGCGGCCAUGUCCGGUAUUGAUCCUAGCAGUGAGACUCAAGAUGACGUGCUGCUUUACUGCCUGGGAGACGUCCUCCAAUCAGAUGAAGACAUGGAGAAGUGGAGGAUUGUUGAAUGGACCAAAGAAGAUGAGAGCCGCAUGGGACAAGAAUCCUACGAAUGGAUUAGAAUGGAUGCUGACUUUGAGUGGAUAUGUAAAAUGUCACUGGGUAUGCCGGGAUAUAUGUAUCUAUCCCAGCUGCAGCAAGAUCGUGAUGUGGUUGCACAGCUUGAGUCUAUACAACAUAUGGCUGCACAACGAGAGCACGCCCUGAUAUCGAGUAUCUUUGUUCGGACAAUACUAGAUCGUCGAUAUUUUCAUGGAAUUCGAACAGCAGCUACGAAAGCACUGGUCAAACAUGCCAAACAGGAAGUUGACUGGAUUGGCCUCUUUCACCUAGAAAAUGCUUUCCAGGAGCUAUAUUGCCUCCCAAAUUCAUCUAUGGCCCGUUCGAAUGACUUUUCAGACCGGUCCUCAUACGCAGUGCAGUUGGCUCUUAUUGAGGCAAUUUCAGAAGUGCGGGAUGAAGAUGGUAGGACCCCAAUGAGAGUAAAGCAAUUCCUCUAUGAGAAGCUGAAAUUCAACGACAACUCCAACAAUGAGUACUCCGAUUGCUUUUACAUAUCGACGCUGCUCAAAUCCAUCUGCAACGCACUGCUUGGCCGAAGAGAAAGCAGGUCCGACGAUGGCAAUUUCGAUAUUAACAAAGAAAUUGAACGCCAGGCGGAGGAACAGCUCGACAAGGACUGCAUUGCCGAGAUUGACAGAUAUCGACGAAUCGACGAAUGGGCUGGUUCGUUCAGAAAUAUCUUCUCAAGGACUUCACUCGAAUGCCAGAAACGACUUAUGAAAGCCAGAAUGCUUGAUGUCGACAUUAUCCAGUUUGCUCAAUACACACGCGCUGGGAUUCUGGAAGAAUUGAGGCUCAAGGCUUUCGAAAUUCUACUGGAGUUCAAAUUGUUCGAGCACCCUGAGCUCAUAACAUGGUACAUUUACAACAUGUCAGCAGACCCCUCACCUUGGAUCCGACGGAACCUUUACCGCAUGUUCGGUGAAGCCCUCGCAACUAUUGCAUUUGGCAUGGAAUCAGAGACUUCUGGCUCCUUGGAAAGUAGCUCACUUGUUAUUGAGCAAGAAUCGUCAACCGAAGCUCGACAAGUCCAGUUGGCUAGAAGGCAAACGGUUCCUGGAGCUCUAGAUGCCUUGAAACAAGAACUUGGUUCAAAUAAAAUCCUAAAAGAGGCACUAUGGGCAGCAUGUAACUCACCGCGAGCGAGUCUCGUAGAGCUAUGUGACUUCGUCUAUGCCCUUGGUGCCUUGUACCAUCCUGUUGAGCAAGCAUUGGUCCGCCUGAAGUAUCCUCGCUACUGGAAAACACAGCACCUAGGAAACGGAAAAAUGAAAUUCUUCAGAUCUGACCGAUUCCGCACCCGCCCAGUGGGCAGCACUACCACGACUACCACAACUACAUCAAAGGCCACAACCGCACCUGUGCCUACUCCCACCGUGAAGAGGAAGCGUGAACAAGAUACCAAUGGCACUGCUCCACCUCUCAGUCAUAGACUUACACUCAAGGUUCCUAAAUUGGGCACCUUAUGCUCCCCGUCACCACAACCGCCUCCCCCAUCUUCUGCCGUUAAGCCGAAGAUCAAGUUGAAGCUCAAAGCUAAGAGCUCAAACUUUUCUCCAGGUUCAUAA
Trichophyton benhamiae CBS 112371 is the source of this 3798-nucleotide messenger RNA. RefSeq lists its product as uncharacterized. Gene Ontology annotation, cellular component: transcription factor TFIID complex. NCBI's taxonomy places the organism in Eukaryota, Fungi, Ascomycota, Eurotiomycetes, Onygenales, Arthrodermataceae. The record is from RefSeq and is a predicted model, not a curated record. The transcript is spliced from 4 exons. Gene Ontology annotation, molecular function: transcription cis-regulatory region binding; chromatin binding; RNA polymerase II general transcription initiation factor activity. Gene Ontology annotation, biological process: transcription initiation at RNA polymerase II promoter. The coding region runs from base 1 to 3798 and encodes 1265 amino acids.